Molecule: messenger RNA, 3658 nt
Organism: Pungitius pungitius (ninespine stickleback)
Lineage: Eukaryota; Metazoa; Chordata; Actinopteri; Perciformes; Gasterosteidae
Gene: clptm1l
Product: CLPTM1 like
Exons: 18
Coding region: 327-1985 (552 amino acids)
Cellular component (GO): membrane; endomembrane system
Source: RefSeq, a predicted model, not a curated record
GAUGUCAAGUCUCGCGUUAUCAGCCGCGAAAUCCCGUGCAAGAAAACAACCAGGAAGCGAAUGGCGGAGAUUUUGAUCCACCUCACGCUUAUUUAGGUAGGAGUAUCUGAGCACACCGUCGGUUUCCCCGCUGAAUGGAACAGCUGCCUUCAGCUCAAAAACGGUGAAGGGCUUUGAUGAGUCGAUGUAAUCGCGUCGGUGGAACCGGUAACGCUAAUGGACGGAUAGCCGGCGGAGAGCAUCCGGUCACUGACAGCCUGCCUUAUUAACUGCGAUAUAUGGCCCUGCUCCUCGGCUCGCCGUAACAAGACGACGAAGCGGGCAUCAUGUUCCUGAAGACGUCUUUCACCAGCCUGAUCGUGGGUGUGUUUGUGGUGUACGUGCUCCACACCUGCUGGGUGAUGUACGGGAUAGUGUACACGAAACCCUGCGACAGCCCCAAAGGGGAAAACUGUUUCACACCCUAUCUGGCACAGGAGCCAAAACUGCAGUUGAGUAUCUACACUGCACUACGGCCCGAUGCAGAAGGAGGACAUACUUUGAUCCACAAAGAGGAAACAUUUGACGUCAACAGCAAGUUUGAGAGGAUAGUAAAUGUCUCCCUCUCUAAGAAGACCCGCAACAAUGGAACUUUAUACGCGCUGGUAUUCGUUCAUCAAGCUGGCAUCACUCCAUGGCAGGAUCCGCGACAGGUCCACUUGGUGGCUCAGCUCACCACUUACAUGGUCCCUAAACCGGCAGAAAUCUCUUUGAUAUCCGGAGAGGAUCAAACACAGGGGAAGGAAGAAGAAACCCAGCAGAAGAAACGCGGCAGUAAGCCCACAGGAGGGGCCGGAGCUGGUACCGCUUCCACAGCAGAUCACCCAGUGUCCCACUGGCGCACCCGCCUGACGCUCAACGUUGUGGGAGACCACUUUGUGUUCGACAAAGAGAACGUGCCUGGAGAUGUCCACAGAUACCUCAGAGUAUUCCAAAAUGGUAAGAAGAUGGCUUACUUACCUCUGCUGUUUGUUGACGAGCUCAGCAACCGAGUCAAGGACCUUGUGGAGAUCAACAGUACCUCCAAGGAGCUCCCUCUGACCAUCUCCUACGACUCUAUCUCUCUGGGGAGGCUACGGUUCUGGAUCCACAUGCAAGACGCUGUUUUCUCCCUGCAACAGUUUGGUUUCACAGAAAAGGAUGCUGAUGAGAUAAAGGGAAUCUUUGUGGAUACCAACCUGUACUUCCUGGCUUUGACCUUCCUUGUAGCUGCCUUCCAUCUCCUCUUUGACUUCCUGGCAUUCAAGAACGACAUCAGUUUCUGGAAGGAGAAGAAAAGCAUGGUGGGAAUGUCCAGCAAAGCCGUGCUAUGGCGGUGCUUCAGCACAAUCGUGAUUUUCCUCUAUCUGUUUGACGAGCACACCAGCCUGCUCGUCCUCAUACCGGCGGGUGUCGGCUCCAUCAUCGAAGUGUGGAAAGUGAAGAAGGCCCUUAAGAUUCAGGUUUCCUGGAAAGGAGGAAAACCAACAUUCCUGUUUGGGAAAUUGGAUGAAUCCGAGAGGAGAACAGAGCAGUACGAUACUCUGGCCAUGAAGUAUCUCUCAUUCCUCCUCUACCCCAUGUGCAUCGGAGGGGCUGUGUAUGCGCUAAUAUAUCUACGAUAUAAGAGUUGGUACUCGUGGCUGAUCAACAGUUUGGUUAAUGGUGUAUAUGCUUUCGGCUUCCUCUUCAUGCUCCCUCAAUUAUUUGUCAACUAUAAGCUGAAAUCUGUGGCCCACUUGCCGUGGAAAGCCUUCAUGUACAAGGCAUUCAAUACCUUCAUCGACGAUGUGUUUGCCUUCAUCAUCACCAUGCCAACGUCACACAGACUGGCUUGUUUCAGGGACGACGUUGUGUUUCUUAUUUACCUCUACCAGAGAUGGCUCUACCCAGUGGAUAAAACAAGAAUAAAUGAGUAUGGAGUUUCCUAUGACGAAAAACCCAAAAGAAAGCCUCAUAAGGACUAAAGAGGAAAGACAGGCCCCUGGCUUCCAUGAUGUGGUACCUACAUGAUCUAUCUUCAGGGCACUAGGACCACUGACCGGUACGGGUCAUCUGAGCUGGUUUAGUGGUCCAGAGGUGUCUGGGUCAGUUAAUUGUAAAUGGACCUAAUAGAUCAAGAUUUUUGUCUUUUUCAAUACCGUGCAAAGUGUUGAAAGGGAAACAUCAGCUUAUUUUCCAUCUGCCGUCAGGAGAGGAAUAUUUUAGUUUUAGGGCCUGUGGCGGAACAGUAAGAUCAAUAAGAUAACCAUUCAAACUGAGGCAACAACAUGGAAAAGUGUUUUUCUGAUUUGGGAGAAUAGCCGGCACACUGUUAACGACUAUGGCAACCAUGGGUCAGACAUUACUCAGCUUUGCCAUGAAACACUGGUGACUAAAGUGAAGUCAGCACUUCCUCUUUAAACAAGACAAAGCCCAUCAAAUCCCUUGUCAAUUGGAACAAUUCUGCUCUGUUAAAAGUAUGAUUUAUUACAUUUAAAACAUCUCUUGAAGGACCACGCUAAAAUAUAUAUUUUCUAAAGUUGAAUUGUUAAGUCUAAAAUUUCCCGGUUCAGAAUACUUUAAUGAGCUCAUAUCUAACUACAUUCAUUUUCUACAUUUUUAUUAUAGAAGUGUAUUGCACCCCAACCCAGAAGAAAGUGGAUUUUGCUCAGUUAAUUAUUACCGUUUCAGAUUGAGGGCUUUUCUAGAAAUGAUAUGACAUUGGGCCAAUGUCAAAAUAUUUCUCACUGUUAGCAAUUUAAAAGUAUGAAUGUAGUAAUGUAAAAAUGUAGACAAGGCAAACCUGUUUUAACCAUGGGGCUCUUUCCAGAGGGACCCUCUGUUUAACCUUCCUGUUGAGGGAGAAUGGAGGGCUUUGUCAAAACGGCGAGGGGUAUCUGCUAACCUGUUUUAUAUCGUAAAACAUAUCUUUGUACUUUCUAUUUCACAAGCAUCUAACAAGAAAAAUAAAAAAAACAUUGACUUCUAAACCAAAAGGAAAAGAACUGGAAAUACAAAAAUGUUAACUCCUUUCUGGGUUUUUGGACUUAUUCCUCCACCACAUAAAAGAUUAAGCAAGGAUUCAAAGUGCAACUAAAAGGUAACAAAGAAUUAGUUAUACAUUUGAAUGAUAUCACUCUUAUUUUAAGAAUCAUAAUGUACUUGCUAGCUAUGUCCAUAUGAUGGCUGCAGCAUGUUACAAUAUACUGACUUUCAUUCCACUGUAACAAAGGGAUCCACUCUAGUUUUGUUAUCUUACCUGCUUGAGUAUUUUUUACAUAUCAUGGCCAAGAAAAUUAGUUGGUGCCAAAUGUGACAAUAAUUCUACAAAGCUUUUUUAUGUUCACCAUAAAUGAUCCAUCUGAUGUUUUCAAAUAGACACUGACAUUAUGAAGGAAACUGAUAAUGGUAAGACUUGAGGAAAGUAUUACUACGUUUGGAUUUACAGCCACAUCUUGAUUUCUCUGUUCUAUUGUCAUUUUUGUUCUUGGAUAAUUCUUUAUUAAUAUUAUGAUAUAUUAGAUGUGUGAACAAAAUUCAAGCAUUGUGUUCAAGUUUGUUUCUGUGAACAGGCAAGAUUUUCCAGACAAUUGCCUUCAAAUGCAUUUAUUUAAUUGUAAUGAUUGUGUUUUUGAUUUAAAUAAAAUUGUCAACUAAA